CGUAAGGAAGUGAGUACUCAUUCAGUUCGUAAAAGCGACAGGUGAGCCCGCAUUAUUCUCUGUCGCAAGAAGGGUUCCAGACAUCUGGGAUGGAUUUGUUUAAUUUGAGGUCGCUUGUCAUUUUGCUGUCAGCUGUUGGAUGCUGCAACGGGCAGAGCGUACUGCCAGCCGGGCCGUUGGAGGGAGUACUGGGAAAGAACGUCACGUUCAAAACCAUUAUCAUCCCCACAGAUGUUGGCAACUUUAUCACAGUAUCUUGGAAUUUCAACGGUGGUAGUGGACUUGUACCUGUUGUCACUUCUGCGCCCAAAGGAGAGACAGUUGGCGCUGGUUACGCAGGAAGAGUAUCACUGAAUUCAUCCACCGGCGUAUUAAAUCUGGCAUCCUUGACGGCGAAGGAUGGCGGAGACUAUGCAGUGACUAUGGUCACUAGUACUGCAGUACAGCGCACAGGUGCAACGUUGCUCAAAGUUCUAGAACCGGUCUCCGCCGUGACCAUCACGUCCAACCUGAACGAAGCGGUCGAGUUCAACAGCACUGUGGUCUUGACCUGUUCGGCCAAAGGCUCCUUCCUCACGUACAAGUGGCUCAACGGCACCACCCCGCUGGUCACCGACGGGAAGCAUGUGACCUUGAGUGCAAACUCCACAGUGCUGACCGUGGCUGGAGUGUUCAGGAAGGAUCUGGUCGGACCCAUCUACUGCACGGCCUUCAACAAUCUAGAGAGUGACAACAGUGCCCCCUUCAACCUCACUGUCACCUAUGGGCCAGAAAACAUCGCCAUGACAGUCACCCCCACCGCUGAGAUCCAAAAGAAGGGUUCCAACAUUACAUUGACCUGCUCAGCCCAGUCUAGCCCUGCGGCUGUGCUUCAGUGGAUCCACAAUGGAGUCCCGCUCAGUGUGGUGGGCCCCAAGCUGGUACUGGACAACGUUGCCGUGGCACAGAGUGGAAACUACUCCUGCAUGGCCAGCAACGCCAAAACCUUGCGAUACCUGGCAUCCACAACAGCCAAGUUCACUGUAGUAGAGGCCAUAUCCGGCGCUAAGAUCACAGGCCCCAAUGGAACGCUUGUUGCAGGUAACAGCACGGCCAACCUGAGCUGCCAGGCAACCACCGGCACCGCCGACGCCCGAGUGUGGCUGAAGAAUGGCGCGGCACUGUCUCCUAGCAACAGGGUUGUGGUCUCUGCAGACAAGAGCUCGAUCACGAUCAAGCCAGUGCAGAAGGAGGACAGUGGGGAGUACCAGUGCAAGCUGACCAAUGCUGUGAGCACAGACUCUGCCAGCAUCAAGAUAGUGAUCAGUUUUGGUCCUGAGACUGUGUCCGUGAAGGGGGUAAAUUCCGUAAAGGUGACAGAGCCUGUCAUGCUGAAGUGUGCCGCGGUCUCUCUCCCUGCUGCCACCUACACCUGGAAGUUCAAUGGGACGCUGACCGGCGUGAUGACAGCCGAGUACGGCAUCGAUGCCGCUGUGGCCACGAACAGUGGAAUUUACACCUGUGAAGCCAGCAACGCCGUCACCGGGCUGAGCACCUCCGUUGCCCACAAGCUGUCCGUCAAAGAGGAGGGAGCACCGGAUGAUGGUCUGACUGGCGGGCAGAUCGCUGGGAUCGUCAUCGGUGUGCUUAUCGCCCUGGUGCUCAUCAUCGUAGGAGUCCGCUACAUGAGACGGAAAAAAACACCGAUCGAGUCGCCGUACUAGAAGAGAUCCCCGAGGAAAGCUGGAGCUAUCAGCCCAAAGAAUCAGCCAAUUAUUCCCCUCAAGAUCCAUCGCUGCAGUCUGGAAGACCAAUCAGGUGGAAACCUCCCCCAAGUCGGUCCAGCAAUACAAACGUUUCAUCACAAAGCCCACAUAACCACAGGGGUCACAACAUCCCUCCCUAGGAGCUGGUCAUCUCCUUUGAAAAUGUUGGUGUGUCUGGGACUCUGGGUCCUUGUGCUUGGAUUGGACCGGAAAGCUCCAACGCAUCUAUCCCAUCUAACAUCUAUCUGUCUGUAUGGACUUAUAUUCCUUCACACACCUUCCCUCCUCUCCAUCCAGCCCAUUGGCUAAGGUAAACAGCUUCUAACCACUCCCUGGGAUGCUGAACUCCUUCGCAAAACUGAGGAAUGUCAUCGCUUACAUCAAUUUCUCCACAUAUUCCUUAGGAAAUGAAAUGCAUAGACUUGAGCGAUGGUGGUGCCCUUUCCGUAACGAAUGAUCCUUUCAGCUUUGCGAAACUGGAGGAGGAUUUAGUGGGGGCAAUAUAAUGUAGAAGAUUGUAAGGCUUGAGUCACUUGGUCACUCCUCACUGAUCACAACAUCAAGGCGAAUGGGCAAAUAUUGUCUGAAACUUUCAAACAACUGACGGACACAGGUUCAUAAAUCUGACGUUACCACCUCUGCUUGAUCCCAAGGGUAGCUUUUAAAAAUAAAAAUAAAACUUUUUUUUUUCUUACAUCUGCAAGAUCUGCUCGUAAGAGCUUCAUGUCAAAACAGCAACGACAAGAUCCAACACGCAGCAAAUGUUAGGGUGAGAAAGAAAAGAUAAGAAUGUUUUUGUGGGCAAAGACAUUCUUUAGUUUUGGAGGGAAAAUGUGUGUGAGUCAGGGCUGUGCUAAUGAGUUUCGUUAUUUGUUGUAUCCCACUUUUCAAAUGGAUCCAUCGUUGAAAUUUGAAUAUUGUUUGUAUUAUUUUGGCUUUUGUAGUAUAAUACAAAAAAAUACAAAAAGUAUGUUUUUAGGACCAUAAAUGAACAACUGCCAUUUUAUGUUAACUGUAACACAACCCCUUUUACCUACUUCUUAGCUUUGUGAAAAAUGACCUCCUUGUUUUUAGUCACUAGUAUUUAUUUUUUUGUAACCUUAGUUGAAUUGAUUGAGCUGACGGUGUGUGUUUUUUUUUAAAUCCAAUAAAUGAUAAUGAGUAGUUUGACAGCACACACAGUUGUGUGUGACGCCCAGUCACACACACCUUCAGUUAGAACACACAGUACUAUGGGGGGAGUUCAUUAUCUGUUGUGUUUUCUCCCACACAUUAAAGUCAAUGGGGGGGGGGGGUUAAGUCUUGAAGUCUUGAAGAUGACCAGGGAGAAAUCUACAACUUUACCUGAACAGUUUCUUUUUACUGUUAAAAGGGAUAGACCAGCUCAAAUGACAAAAUGGCACAUCAAUAAACUGCUCGCUUUGUAAAUAUGAUUUACUUCAUGUAAAUGUGAACUGUAAUGAACAUUGCAUUUUUUAGGCUUGACACUCUGUCAUCUAUUUGGGGUUUCUUGUUCAAUCUUAAUUUGAAUAUUUCAAAAUGUCAUACAUUUUCUCAGGUUGUUUACAAUAAUGCGUAUUAUUCUUUAACGACUGAACUGCCUAUAUUCAUGAAUCAUUUUCUCUUUGUAUAGACACACCUCUGAGAUGUUUGUUUUAGUUUUAUUUAUUCUUCUGUUGCUACUGCUAUUUGCUUUUGUUACAGUCUGGUUUAUUUUCAAAAUGAGCUUUACUUCCUGUGUCUAGCUAGCCAACCCCAGUCUCUGUAUAUUUCUCUCUCUCCCCCCCCCCCCCCCCCCUCCUCUCUCUCUCCGUCUCUCUCUCUCCGUCUCUCUCUGUCUCCUAUUUGUUCCUGGGAUUUGGAAUGACACAACAUAAAGGCAGACCAACGGUUCAUUUUUUAAAUCCUCUUUACUGGUGAGAUAACCAAGAGGAUUUGUGUCUCGCUGCAGUUGGUGUGUGUAUGCAAUGGUGUUCUCCUCUCCUGCCCCACCAGUCUCCCUGUUUCUUCACAGGUAUACCUCA
This is a messenger RNA of Oncorhynchus nerka (sockeye salmon), 3769 nucleotides long. RefSeq names its product carcinoembryonic antigen-related cell adhesion molecule 1-like. The transcript has 9 exons. Bases 90 to 1703 code for a protein of 537 amino acids. Lineage: Eukaryota; Metazoa; Chordata; Actinopteri; Salmoniformes; Salmonidae. The record is from RefSeq and is a predicted model, not a curated record.